Messenger RNA from Cuscuta europaea, 9311 nucleotides. The record is from the annotation of a GenBank genome assembly. Lineage: Eukaryota; Viridiplantae; Streptophyta; Magnoliopsida; Solanales; Convolvulaceae.
CACGUACUUAAUCCACCGCCGGGCUACCUUGGGGCUCAGGUUUCCCCUCCAUCCGUUCAUUACGGAAUAUUUGGACAUGGUGGAGCUUCCUCCGACCCUGCUGACCCCGAACAGCUAUUCGUUGAUCAUCGGCUUUCUCUUUCGUUGUGCCGAGUUGGAUUUCAAGCCGACAACGGCUCUCUUCAUGAACCUAUAUCAAAUAGGCCGGGGUAGCCACCAGAACUGUGCCGGCUAUGCCAAUCUGCAGCAGGUGAAGAAUAGGAGGUCCUUCACUGAUCUUCCAACGUCCAUCCAUGGGUGGAAAAGUAAGUUCGUCUUCGUGUCACUGGGCGAGAGUGGGACCGAGUUUCCUUCCGUCGGCCACAGCGGGAGAUUUAACCUCCAUGAUGCGCCGAAGAGUUCAAUCUUGGACGCUCAAGUGGCGGCGUUCUUGGAAGGAGGGUCGAGGAGCGUGAAAGAAUAUAUCACGGAGUAUAAGAUGGCCGCCCUCGGCUUCAUGAGGUACUUCGUCUACGAGGAUGCAGAGAAUGAUGUUGAAAUUUGGCCGAAGAUGACUACCACCUUUGAGGAGGCCGAUGGCCCGGAUUUGGGCGUUCCCGCCGAAGCCAAUGGUAAUGCUUCCUCAACAUACUUGAUCCUUUUUUCUUUUCUACCCUUUGCCAAUGUUUGUUUUCUUUUCGUGCAGACUUUGUCAUGGAUCGCAGAUCCGUCAUGAGCAGGGCUAAGGCAAAGGUGGCCGCUGAACAGGCCGCUAAAGAUGCUGCGAAGCUGGCCGCAGAGACUGGAGCACAGCCGAGCUCUGGACAGCCAUCGAAGCCGCCCACCCAGUCGAAGAAAAAACGACAAGCCGACGAUGGCCAGAAGAAGCUGAAUGAGGCGGUAUGCAGUCUGCCAAGAAGUCAAAGAGGGCUUCUCCCUUGGCCGAUGCUGAUGUCGGGGUUGUGACUUUGCCGGCCGGAGACGCUGGAGGCUCCAAUACUGCUGCCCUAGUGGACUUGACAUCCGGCCCCUCGUCUACUGUUGUCUCUCAGCCUCCCCCUGUCAUCCACGACUCCCGGAAGAAGCGGUCCAGCAAGGAGUUGGUCACGGGGACUUACAAAUUGGAGGUUGAGUACCCUGUGAAGGGAGGCGUCUUUAACGAGGUUGUUGACGGUCACGACGUGAUCUCGCAAGCCGUCCCAAUCGAGGACCGGGCCUAUCUUGACAAGCUUGGCAACGUCAGGAUCUAUGACGGUGGAAUGGACCUCGUCGUCCAAGGGGCCUUCAUGGUGAUGGAGAGCCACAAGAGGCAGCAGUGAGAAAUUGCUCGGCUGAAAGAAGCUGAGCAGAAGGCUGCUUCGGCCAAGGAGGCCAUGAACUGCCUGGAGCGGCUACGAGGUGAGGUGGAGGCCCUGAAGAAGAGAGCUGACGAGGGCGAUGCGGCCUACCGUCAAGUGGCGGCCGAAAGGGACGAUGCCCUGAAGGGAAAAUAUGAGGCGUUGAAGGCACGUGAGGAAGCCUUGCGCCGUGCCGAGGAGGCGGAGAGGGCCAAAGUUGAGGCCGAGAAGGCCGCUGAGAAGGCCGCUGACGCUGCCCUUGAUAAGUUCUUGGCCGAAGGCUGGAAAGCAGAAGAGCACCGGCCAUGGUGCUAUGAGGUUGUGGCGGCCCGGCUAGAAGAUUGGGGCCAGAACAGUCCCGACGGCCAACAGUACUUUGAGAGGGAGAUGUAGGUUUACUACGACAUGGGCCAGCAACGGAUGCAACGGCUUAUCUACAGGAGGCUGCGUCGUAGAUGCCAGGAGCUGAAGCUGAACAAAAAGUUUGCUCACAAGCUGAAGUUGCCUCCGAAGAUGAAGGAUCCAGAGGAGGAGGCCAAGCUUCCGGCGGAGGAGAGGCAAGCCCCCAUCCUCAGCUCCAGCAUCGGCAGGGAGGAUUGGGAUGAUGAAGAGGUGUUCCUGGACUCUGCUUCUUCUCAGGCCGAUGAAGCCAUAAGUACGCCCGUUCCAGAUGCCGGCACAGGAGAAGCUUGAUCCCUCCUAUUUCUUUUUUUGUUGAUAUGUAACGGCCGUAGUGCCUGUAUAUGUAAAGGCCGUUGUGCCCCCCUCUUUGUAAUUUGAACUUUAUGAAUGGAAAUGUUUAGCCGCCGCUUCUGGCUUUUAUGCCUUCUUCGUCUUGUGGCACUCCCCCCUUUGUCCUUUUUGUUUUUACUUUGAAAUUUUUCUAAGUGUCAAACAAAGGCUUAGGUAGUUACUUCCUGUGGUCGUGACCGAUGAAGGGUUUCGCCCUUUGUUCGGCUGAGGGAGUGACGUCUUCCUCGUCCUUGUACUGUUUUUGUUAUCUCAUACUUUGGAAAUGUUUCCAAGUGUUUAGCUAAGAGUAGGUAGUUGUUUCCUUUGGUUGUGACCGAUGAGAGUAUUGUGACCCUUGUUCGACCGAUGGGAUUUUUUCCACUUUCGGCCAAGGAGAAUAGGUUGUUUCCCUUUCAUGCCUUAGAAUCUUUCGUCAUUCAUUGGGACUCUUGUCGGCCACUCGGGAUGCCACUCAUCGGCAUACCCCUUUUCCUUGUGUUCAACUGAUAUGCACUUAGUCAAUUUUUGGGAAUUUUGUUUUUAUGGCUCGAGGCCGACAGGUGCACGGUCCAUCGGCUUCCCUCUUUUAUUUUUGGGGAUUUCGCUUUAGGUCGGCGAGUGCACGGUCCUUUGGUUGUCCCUCUUUUAUUUUAGGGGAUUUCGCUUUAGGCCGGCGAGUGCACGGUCUUUCGGUUGUCUCUCUUUUAUUUUUGGGGAUUUCGCUUUAGGUCGGUGAGUGCAUGAUCCCUCGGUUGUCCCUCUUUUAGUUUCUUCCUCUUUACUUCUUUGAGCGAGGAGUGGUUUCCUUGUUUCAGGCUUCGGCCGAGGGGGUUGCUAUUCCUUUGGCCGGUAAGGAGUCCUACUGGAUCGUCCUAUGAUCUCGGGGAGGUCCCGUCGUCUAUUUAUGACGCAGGCUAAGGCUUUUGGUCGAUUACCAACGGCUGUCGUUCCUCAACCCCGAGUUUGGGGAUUUCUGUCACCUCGGCCAUGAUUUCAGACCUGUCGUCCUGCGAUUUUCGCGUGUGAACGACGCGGUGAGCUUCCCAUUUCAAGACGUGGACCGUUUGCGGGCCCCUCGUCCUGGGUACAUCGUCGGCUUUACCUGAGCGUCCGCUCUAAGGCGUCGAUACGAUGUGCUCUGUCUGCCUUACCUGAGCGUCUUGCUCUAAAGGGUCGAUGUAAUAUGGUAUCUUUUCCUUAAACUUUUAGAAAAAAGCAAGUAGAAUACAACUUUUAUGGAUAAGUGGCUCCAGGCCGAGUGUGGUAAUCGAUCAAUAACUCGUGGGAAGGUGAGGGCUUUGUCGGCUUCACCGUCCUCGGAUUAUUGAUAGAAUUUCACCAAGUGAUGUACAUUCCACGUUCGUGGUACAUUAGACCCAUUUGGGUGUUUAAGUUUGUAGGUGACGGGUUUGACUACGGCACUGACGAUGUAGGGGUUUUCGUACUUGAGUGCCAGCUUGCCACCUUUCGUCGGCUUGCUCGCCUCCCUUCGGCGGAGGAUGUAGUCCCCCUCUGGAAUUCCCGGGAACGUACCUUGGCGUCAUAGUAUGAUUUUACUUGACGCGGGUAGUUCUCUGCUCGGAUGAAGGUCUGCUCUCGUCUUUCUUCGAUCAGGUGGAGGUCGAUCUUCAUGCUUUCUUCGUUGGCCUCAGGUUCAUAUUGCUCCACCCGUCGGCUGGGUAUGGUGACCUCUGUGGGCGCCUUUGCCUCAAAACCAUAGCAAAAGGCAAAGGGUGUUUCGCCCGUCACCCUCCUCGGCGUGGUACGUAGCACCACAGAAUGUUGGGGAGCUCAUCGGCCCAACUACCUCCUGCGUCCUAGAGUUUCUUCUUCAGGUCCUCUAGAAUGGUUCUGUUGUCAUUCUCAACUUGCCUGUUACCUUGAGGGUAUGUAACGAAGGAGAAGCGAUGAUUGAUUCCCUAAUCCUGGAGGAGUUUUUGGAAGGGUGCGGCCUCGAACUGGGUGCCGUUGUCAGAUAUAAUCUCCUGGGGAACGCCGAAACGGGUGAGGAUGUUCUUGUGGAUGAACCUCUGGCACCUGGCCCCUGUAAUGCUUGCCAGGGCUCCGCUUCGACCCACUUGGUGAAGUAGUCGACUGCGACGAUGAUGUAGCGGUUGUUGCCGGCAGCUCUGGGCAGGGGGGCGACCAGGUCAAUCCCCCAUCUUGAGAAUGGGAUUGCGGUGCUGACCGGGCGUAGUUGACGGCCGGCCGACCAGGGGCCUUCUGAAGUACCUGGCAUGCAGUACACUUCCUUGCAAAAUUAGCACAAUCCUGUGCCAUCGUCGGCCAGAAAUAAUCUUGGACGACGAGGCGGCGGGACAUGCUGAAAGGGCCCUGGUGUGAGGAGCAGACACCACAGUGAACUUCCUCCAUGGCUAUGUCGGCCUCAUCCUGGUGUAGGCAUCGGAGAAGAGUGUCAUUGUAGGAUCUCUUAUAGAGUUUCCCAUCUUCAAUGGUGUAACUUGGAGCCAUGAGUUUGGCUAGCUUGGCCCUCUCCUCGUCCUGGGGUAGCUCUCUCGAGGUGAUGAAAGACAUGGUAUCGGUGAUCCAGUCCUUCGGUCGAUGCUGGAUGCACAUGACCGGGCUGGCAUGGAUGUUGGACAUGCUGAGCUCCUCGAUCUUGGCUAUUUUGGAGAUGUGCUCCGGAGUGUCUGUGAUGAGCUUGGAGAGGAUGUCAGCCUAACCAUUCUCCGCCCUUGGGAUCUGUGUGAUCUCAUGGGUUUCAAAUGCCUUGAGCAACUCCUCAGUCGCCUGUUUGUACUGCUUCAUCCUCCCUUCUUUGGCCUCGUAUGAGCCCUCGAUCUGGCCCACCACCAGCUUGGAGUCGCAUUUGAUCUUGAUGUGACGGGCAUUGAGGCCGGCGGCGAGUCUGAGGCCGCUGAGGAGGGCCUCAUACUCGGCUUCGUUGUUGGACACCCUGAAGUUGAAGCGGAUGGCAUAGUAAGCUCUGAAUCCUUCAGGGGAGAUGAGGACGACACCACCCCCACAUGCUUUUGCGGCUGAUGAACCAUCAGUGAAGAGGGUCCAUGUCUCGUCCGACUCUGGCCUGGGUAUGGUGGCGGCCGUCUUCUUUGCCGUGCACUCGGUGACAAAGUCAGCCAAGGCUUGCCCUUUGAUAGAUGGUCUUGGCUUAAUUUCAAUCUGGAACUAGCUAAGGAAGAUUGUCCACUUCACCAUCCUCGAGGAGCUAGUGGGGCUCCUCAUGAGGGCGCCGAGGGGCUGCUGAGUCAACACGUGGACGGCAUGGGCCUGGAAGUAGUGUCCUAGCUUCUUCACUGUGUGGACGAUGGCCAGUACCGUCUUCUCAACGGGAGAGUACCUAAGCUCGACCUCCCGUAGCGUCUUGCUGACAUAGAAAAUAGCCUUCUGCACCCCUUCAUCCUCACGAAUGAGCACGGAACUGAUGGCCGACGUGCUCACCCCUAGGUACAAAAAGAGGGUUUCACCGGCUUUGGGCUUGCAAAGCACGGGAGGGGAAGAUAGGUACUGCUUCAGCUUCUCGAAUGUUUGUUGGCACUCCGUCGUCCACUUGAAGUUGUUCGCCUUGCGCAUGAUUUGGAAGAAAGGGAGAGACCUUUCAGCCGAUUUUGAGAGGAAACGGCUCAGGGCCACCAGGUGUCCCGUCAGCCGUUGUACCUCUUUCACAUUUCGUGGUGGCUCCAUGUUAACAAUGGCCUGGAUCUUCUCCGGGUUUAUUUCAAUGCCCCUUCGGCUGACCAUGUAGCCGAGGAACUUGCCUCCCUGGACGCCGAAGGUGCACUUCUUGGGGUUCAGGCGGAGCUGGAACUUCUUCAUGAUUUCAAAAAUUUCCCGGAGGUCGUCAGCAUGAGUGGUAGAUUGCUUGCUCUUGAUGAUCAUAUCGUCGACGUAUGCCUCCAUCGUCUGACCGAGGACUGCUCUGAAGAUUUUGGCUACCAUCCUGGUGUAUGUGGCGCCUGAAUUUUUGAGACCAAAGGCCAUGACGAGGUAGCAGAAAAUUCCCUCCGGGUCAUGAAAGCCGUCUUCUCGGCGUCAUCCUCAUGCAUGAAGAUCUGGUGGUAUCCUCUGAAGGCGUCCAAGAACGACAUCAACUCGCAGCCCGCCGUCUCGUCCACCAGCUGAUCUAUGUUGGGGAGAGGGAACGGGUCCAUGGGGCACGCCUUGUUCAGACUUCAGAUCAGUGUAAUCGACGCACAUUCUGAUUGUCGGUGGCUUCUGGGCGAGGACGACGUUGGCCAGCCAGGUUGGGUACUUCACCUCCUUGAUGUGGCUGAUUGAGAGGAGCAUGGUGACCUCCCCCUUGACGAAGUUUUGUCUAUCAGCCGAAAGGUAACGCCGCUUCUAUUUGAUUGGCGUAGAGGCGGGAUCGACUGAAAGCCGGUGAGUGAUCACCUUCCGGCUGAUGCCAGGCAUAUGUCAUCGGUGUCAAUAGAGUCCCUGGUGAAGCCGGACAACGGUGUCCGUAUCGGCUUGAGCAAUGCCCUGUCCAGGUUCAACUGCUUGAAAGUGUCCAGGUACAUGACAUUGACGGAGCUCCCCGUGUCGAUGUAAGUGCGGUGGAUGAUAGAGUUGCCUAUCUCACAUCGGACGACGAGGGUGUCUCUGUGAGACGCGGGGCUCGGAGGCAGAUCCUUGUCGGUGAAGGUGAUCGCCUCCGUCCGCUGCUUCUUCGGUUGGGGGGAGCGUGGGACACUUCUCCAAUGUAAAGGGAUAUGGGCCCAUUUCUUCCUCUGGGUGGCCGAGUCUCCCCCAGUAUUGCCCCCCACAAUGAGGUGGAUGUGGUUCUUCUUCAGAGGAGGCUCCUCGAAGUCUUCAUCGUCAUCGCUAAGUCUGCCGAUCUCACGCUUCUUCGUAGAGGGUUCGCCCCCAUUUUUGACGGUGUUUACCCACGUAUUUUUGCAUGGGCCACCUUUAACAAAUUGGGAGAGUUCCCCUGGCGAAUCAGCUUCUCGAUGGCUCUCGUCAGCGUGACGCAAUCAUCGGUGUUGUGGGAGGUGUUCCUGUGGUAACAGCAGUAGGCACUGCCCUGAUGGACGGCGUAGAUUUCCUUCGCCGACCGAGGAUCCCGUUCAAUGAGAUCAUGUUCCUCGGCAUAAUCGAGGAUGGAGCUGACCGAAUGAGUGAGGGGGGUCUUCAGCCUUUCCAUCCUCGGCCGCCAUGGGCGGUCCUUCUUGUUCUGUCCGCCACCCCGUGGCGGCUCUGUCCUCCCUGACCUCGGUCCCCGGCCGAGGGCGCGCCUGGAGCUGACGCAGUGUUUGUCUUCUUGGAGGGGUGCCCUCCGUCCUUCUUGUGGCUGUGGAGCUCGUCAGCGUCAGUGUAUAAGUUUCCUCGCUGGAGCGCCUUCGUUUAGGACCUUGGAGGGUCAGUGAUGAGACUCCUCGCAUAUGGGGUGCUGCGGAGGCCGUCCUGGAAAAGGACAAGGAGGGUGCGCUUAUCAGCCCCCUCGACCUCAUUGGUCUCCCUUGUCCAUCAGUCGAUGAACGGCCGAAGUGAUUCGUCAUGUUGCUGCUUGACGGAGAGAAGGGUGAAAUAUUUCUUCGCGCGCUUUCUCCCGGCAAAGUGGGUGAGGAAGCGUUGGGCAAUCCUGCCACGAGUCUAUGCUCCCUUCGGGGAGCGCGUUAAACCACUCGUACGUUGGCCCUUCGAGAGUGGAAAGGAACCAACGGCAGAGGUAUUCAUCCGACGCGUUCACCAUAAGCAUGUUGUUUUGAUAGCGGCUAAAGUGCUCCUAAGGGUCGGAGCGGCCAUCAUCGGUCUUGAUGGCGUUUCCCCUGUAAUUCUCGGGAAUGGGAGCCGAGAGUACUCUCGCAGUGAACUGAAGGGAGUCCUAGUCCGAACUUGGAUGAUAGGGUCACCUCGUCCCUCGGCCAACUCCCUCUCCAGGGCGCUGACCUUGUGCAUGAGUGUGUUGUAACCAGGAUCCCGGGAAGUGUUGGUCGUAAGGAUGGCGCCUCCAUCUGGGCUCGUCCCGAGGGCCUUGACGGCCAUAGUGGCGCCUUGCUGGUUGCGCAUGCGGGCUUCGUGAGCCGUGUUGAUUCGAUGGGCGCAUCGUCCUUGUGCAACUUUCAUUGUUGCCUUUGUCCGGGCUAGGCCGAUCCGCUGUCCGGGAUACGAACCCCAAGCUUUCCUUUGGUGAGCCAGGCUCACGUUCACCAAUCCGCCCCGCCAUCCUCUCCGAAACAAGUCGACGGCGCAUGUCACCUAGCCUAUUAAAGGCUAAAGCUUUUCCACGCGCUGGGGCCGGUCCAGCUUGAAGUGAGGAAGCAGGGUGGGAGUGGGAUGACGACGUGUCCUGGGGCACCACCCUUCGUCGUUGCCUAACUUGAUGGCCAGCGGCUGGGGCUGAGGAGGCGGUGUAGUGAUCUCCCCAGUCCUUAGCAUGAGUGCACUAAGGACGGUGGGGUUCUGGGCCAGGCUGGCGAUGAUGGCCGAGAGAGCGGCUUGGAGCUGAGGGUCAACGGCGGAAGAAGCCGACUGCCCCAAGGCAUUGUCGCCCUUCUCCAGGUGCUUCUUUUCCAGGCCGAUGCGGGCGUCGAGGGCACCGCCGUUGAGCUGAUGGCGAAGAUCAUUCGUGAGGUCGAUGGCCUCCUGGAAAAACAUCCCCGCCCGCGGCCUUGUCGGCCGUAGCGUCCUCCUCGUGUUCCCUGUUCUUUUGGGCCUCGGGGAUCGUCUUGUCGAGGAGGUUGCGGUUUGACUUAGUUCUUCCCAUGAUCAAUUAGUUGUGCUUGGUAGCGACGAAGGAUUGUUCUAGCUCUCAAUGAAAGCACCAAAUGAUAGAGUAUUAACUCCUAGAGAGAAAUGAGAGCUAGAGAGAGAAGUGCAAUAAAUACUUGCUAUUAAUUAUUUGUGAACCCCCUACAACUACUCCCAAGGGGAGUAUUUAUAGAGGAAAUUGGGGUUGGGCUACCAAGUCUUGGGCUUGGGAGGCUCAUUUACAAUUGGGCCACUACUGGGCCGAGUACAAAGAAUGUAAAAAUGACUAAGUAUGGAAUCCGGUUAUGUGAGCUCUUUAAGGCCGACGAGGGUCUGGCCGACGGAGCCAUGGCCGACGGUGACACCCGGUUCUCUUGUCUUCUGGGUCAUAUUCUGAGUUUAUAUCUUUCUGGCCGAUGGAGGGCCUACUGGCCGACGGAGGCCCCACUGGGUGACAGAUGUGCCUCUUAUCCUUCUGAGUAUGUGGGUCCUGGGGUCCAGACCCAUAUACUCCAUCAAUGUUCAUUAUCAAUUCUAAAAAACGUUUUCAAUAUUGGUAUGAAUUAAAUUACUUCUAUAAUAUUAUAAAAC